Molecule: messenger RNA, 230 nt
Organism: Gongylonema pulchrum
Lineage: Eukaryota; Metazoa; Nematoda; Chromadorea; Rhabditida; Gongylonematidae
Source: the annotation of a GenBank genome assembly
UCGAUUUGGUGCAUUGUUACGGUGGACGACCUGGGAAUUUUGGACAUCACACAGCAGCUGGCAUCUGCCCCGCUGGGCUCGGUUACUCCAGUGACAGUGAAUGCGAAUCCGUUCGGCGGGCCUCUUCCAUUUGGCAGCGCCGUUCAGGUAAGCCAUCAUUAGCAAAAGCUAAAAAUAGUUUUUCCUACUUUCUUAGCGAUAGUUUUUCAUUCCAUUCAAAUAACUUGUAA